Messenger RNA from Marmota monax (woodchuck), 2704 nucleotides. It is a transcript of the gene Pla2g2e, whose product is annotated as phospholipase A2 group IIE. Gene Ontology annotation, biological process: phospholipid metabolic process; lipid catabolic process; negative regulation of T cell proliferation. The record is from RefSeq and is a predicted model, not a curated record. Gene Ontology annotation, molecular function: phospholipid binding; calcium ion binding. The transcript is spliced from 4 exons. The coding region runs from base 75 to 503 and encodes 142 amino acids. NCBI's taxonomy places the organism in Eukaryota, Metazoa, Chordata, Mammalia, Rodentia, Sciuridae.
CAGAGGGCCCCUGCUCACUCCCUUCCACUCUCAGGCUCCUCUGCCCCCUGCUCACCUCUUCCGAGACCCCCAAGAUGAACCCUCCCCAUCUUCUGGCCUUCCUUUGCCUCCUGGUGGCCAUGGCCAGCGGGAACCUGGUCCAGUUUGGGGUGAUGAUCGAGAGGAUGACAGGGAAGUCAGCUCUGCAGUACAAUGAUUAUGGCUGCUACUGUGGCAUCGGUGGGUCCCACUGGCCAGUGGACCAGACAGACUGGUGCUGCCACGCCCAUGACUGUUGCUAUGGGCGGCUGGAGAAGCUGGGCUGUGAACCCAAACUGGAAAAGUACCUUUUCUCUGUCGGCCAGCAAGACAUCUUCUGUGCCGGCAAGACCACCUGCCAGAGGCGGACCUGCGAGUGCGACAGGAGGGCUGCCCUUUGCUUCCGCCGCUAUGUGAGCACCUACAACCGCAAAUAUGCCCAUUACCCCAACAAGCUGUGCACAGGACCCACCCCACCCUGCUAAACUCUGCUUGGCUGCAGCCCCGCCUCAGGCUGCCAUAAUCCCAGGCCUGAAGAAGUUUAGAACCCAAGGCCCUCCCUCUGGAAAAUUCCGUCCCUUCCCCAGAGUUUCCACACUUCCCCCAGGAAGAGCCUCAGGAGCCGUGGGCCUCUGCAGCACCCACAAGACUCAGUAACCCCACCCAUUCUCUCUUCUGAAUAAGUGAAUAUGCUCUCUUUAAUUCUAGGAUUCUCUGAUUUGCAGAUUUUGUCAUGCUAGGUUUUGAUUAGUCUAUAAUCCCGUUCUUUCAUUUAUUCAUUUGUUCAUUCGUUCAUAUUUUGAGCACCUGCCAUGCACCACCCUGGUGCUAAGCACUGGAAUACAGUAGGAAUGAAUCUGAUUUGGGGUCCCAUCUGUAAUGCCAAUAUUAAGUCCUUUUAAUUUUCCACAGCAGUAAGUUUCCAUUAUUCUCUUCUUCUAAAGUUCUACAAUCUUCUCUGAGACAAUAAUGGCAAUCUCCAAAAGGAAUAUUUCUGGCCAUAUGGCUUAAUGUAAGAAAGAUAAAAACUACCAACCUAAAAAUAUUGUCCCCACUGUCAUCAGGCCUCAAAACGCCCCCACUGACAAAGACUGAUUUAGAGGGAAAAGUAGCUCCAGAUCCAUCUUAUCUAACCCCCUUUUUUGACACCUGAGAGUCAAAGAAGGGACACUGUACCAGGGUAUCCUUGCUCUUCUCCCUUAAUUUUUUCAAGAAGUUGGCAUCAGCUGCCAGUGUUGUGACACGGCCAUGUUGACCAGACCCAAUAGUUGUUACCUUGGAAAGAUCACAUAUCUAGGGUAGGCCAGCUGUGAGCAUAUGCAGCCUGUGAUGCUCCUGAGAGAGCAGGAAGAGGAGAGGGUACAACAUGGCAGGUCAACCAAAGGAUUCCCACCAAAGAAACAGCCAGUUCUGAAAGCCACAAGCCUCAGCAGAUUUAACUCUGGACUGCAGAUCUGCUGUCUCCACCAGCUGCCAGACACGGAUGGAAUCCUACAGGACCAGGAUGAGCCUAUUGAAGGAGACCAUGUGCUGCAUGGUACAAAGCUGUGGCCCGGCUGGAUAAACUUCACUCCCUUUCAUCCUUCAUAUGGUGUGCAUACACCCAUGAGGACUUUGAGGAGCACAAGAAAUCAAAGGGAUGCAUCCUCCUAGACUUUAAAAAGACAACAAAGCUCUGAGCUAGAAAAAAAAUAGCAUGGGGGACCAGUAUGUGAGCUUUGCUGUUGUCAAUGACCCAAAGUUGGAACCACCCAAAGAUGGUGUCUUGAAACAAAAUUGGCUUCUGUGAGCCUGAGUCUGAUUUGUCAGGGAACGUGAUCCUGAGGCGCCCUCUGGUGUCCAACUUGUUCAGACUACUAGGAAGAAACCCAAAUUCGGUUCACAUGGAUUUCCCUUCACCCCCUGGGCAGUUCCUCGGGCUGGUGAAAUUCCUAAACUUGCAUUGUCAGUAAUGAAUAUGCUAAGGAAUCAUCAGAGAAGGACUUCCCACCAUCUUAGGGUAUUGGUGUGUCUGCAGAAAUAAGAAAGUCGGGGAAAAGGAGCUGACUUGGGUAGAGUAGAGAGGUGACUUCUGGGCAUAAUGGGAUGAGGACCUGGUAAUCUUCCCAUUGUAACUGUCCAAAAAUGUGAGAACUGCAACUAAAGACAGAUGCCAGUGCAACCGGCUGUGACCACAGGUGGUGAGCCCCUUGGUCACUCAUGGACAAGUCGUAUCCUUCGUUUUUCCAGAGCUCAAUAAAUGUUCAAUGAAUGAAUCGAGGUUUGGAUUCCAUCUGCACAUGUGUGGAUCUAUAAUGCACUUGGUUUCUAGUUGCAGACUUGUGAAAAUGACUGAAAAAGGAAAAGGAGAGCUCUGAACUGAAGUCAGAGGCUCCAGGUACACAUCUGUGUUCAUCCUCUUAGCAACAGGGGGUGUGUUGGCGCACUGACUGCUCAGGGGUGUGUGGACAGCAGCAGCAGCAGCAGGGGGUCUUGUUAGAAAAACAGCCCUUACUCCAGCCCUGCUAAAUCCUUCAAUAGGUUAACAAGACCUCCAGGUGCGCAGGUGAAAAUCUUCGAAGCCUGGUCACAGAUUCAGUCUCUGUAUUUGUAAAAUGGAACAAUGACAUUCCCCUGACAGAUGGUUGUGGUGAGGUUUAAAUAAAUGAGUAUGUGUGACAGCAUAUUUAUAUGCCUAGCACAUAAA